CAACGCUUCGCCGCCAUUAUUGCUAUGGCAACGAUUCGGAGUAAACAAUCAACAACGACGCAAGGUGAAAAAUUGAUUUGAUUGAAAAUUUGGUUUGCUUGAAGAUGCAAUAAAGAAUUUCGUAUUGUAAUUGUCCAGAUUCCGAUGAAGGAUGUUCAUUUAUCUCAGUAAAAAGAUUGCCAUUCCCAAUAACACUCGGCUCAACUGUAUAGCAUGGAACAAGGAACAAGGUUACGUGGCCGUUGGAGGGGAAGAUGGCCUCCUGAAGGUACUGAAACUGGAACAAGCCACGGUCACCACGGCCCAAUCCGGAAAGUCUCUGCAACCCUCGAAUUUGUCGAUGAAUCAAACUUUGGAAGGACAUAAAUCGUCCAUUCAUGUCGUAACGUGGAACGAAUCGCAGCAGAAGUUGACCUCAUCCGACAAGGAUGGAGUCAUCAUGGUUUGGAUGAUGUACAAAGGUUCCUGGUACGAGGAGAUGACCAACGAUAGGAAAAAGUCCACGGUCAAGGGAAUGGCAUGGACCAGCGACGGUCAGAAGAUUUGCAUUGUAUACGAUGACGGGACUGUCAUAGUUGGAUCUGUUGAUGGAAAUCGAAUAUGGGGGAAGGAUCUCAAAAAUGUGUCUUUGACGGGCGUCCAGUGGAGUCCAGAUGGUCGAUUAUUACUAUUCAGUAUCAAAACCGGGGAGCUUCAUCUCUAUGACAACCAAGGAAUAUUUGUAAUGAAGUUGAACAUACAAUGCGUUUAUAUCACACCUUCGAAGAGCAUCACCGUGGUGGGAUUGUGCUGGUUCCAUGAUGCAGUGUCUCCAAACCGACCGGUUCUCGCAGUGUGUUAUGAAAAUGGCAAAAUGCAGAUCAUGCGGAAUGAAAACGACGAUUCUCCUGUUAUUGUCGACACCAAUAUGCAGGCCAUUUCUUGCAUGUGGAAUCAUGACGGAACAAUAAUGGCUGUUUGUGGGAUGAAAACCAACCUCAAUGAUAAGGAAACCAACCAAGUACAGUUUUAUACGCCAUAUGGAGUGCAUAUCAGAUCGUUGAAAAUACCCGGAAAAGAAAUUACCUCUCUUUCAUGGGAGGGCAAAUCCCUACGAAUCGCUUUGUCCGUGGACUCGUUUAUAUACUUUGCCAACAUUCGUCCAGAUUACACGUGGUGCUAUUUCAACCGAACCGUUUGCUAUUUGGAGGCUACGAACACGGAAGAUUCUUCGUUGAUUUCGUUCUGGGACACCAAUUCGAAUCAGUGCUACUCGAAACAAGUGGACCCUAUCAUUGCAAUGACGGCAACCACUGAUCAUUGUGUGCUUGCUGUGGAGACCAAAAUCAAUGCAAAAGAGUUCAGCUUUAUGAAUGAUAGUAAGAGCAAAGAUUAUAUGUACCAACUUUUGGUAUGUAACUCCAUAAGUACCACGGUGGAUUCCAAGUACAUCGAUAUUCGACCAAAUUUCAUAGCAAUGAACUCGACUCACGUGAUCGCUGCAUCUAAAGAUCAAUUUCUUCUUUGGCAUUAUCACACUCCAAAGGGAGCCUCAACAUUACAUGCGAAUGUUAAACUAAAGAAAGACAAAAAAUACCACAUCGAUGAUACUCCUGCCCUGGAAGUGCUCAACGAUCUUGACUCGAGCAAAACCUACGACAUUCCAAUCCGCAGUGAUCCCAGCCAGGAUCCGAUUUGCUGCAUAGCCGCGUCCGAAAGCCUACUUCUGGUUGGUCGGGAGUCCGGAUUGUUACAUGAGUACACUCUACCGCAUCUGGUGUUACGAAAUCGUCACUACUUGCAAACCCGUAGCUACAAAAUGGCCAUCAACUGUAACUCGACCCGUGCUGCCCUAAUCGAUUGUAAUGGAAUUUUAACGACCGUGAUACUGCGCGAAGAUAUCGAUGAAAGUCAGGCGGUGGAGGGUCGUAUCGAGCGCAAAGACGUUUGGGCCAUCUGCUGGGCACGAGAUAACCCACAGCUCCUGGCCAUUAUGGAGAAAACGCGAAUGUACAUCCUGCGAGGAGCGGAUCCGGAAGAACCGAUUACUUGCUCUGGGUAUAUAUGUAACUUCGAAGAUCUGGAAAUAACUGGAGUGCUUCUGGAUGAAAUUAUUAAGGGAAAUGCCAUUCCAAAUGUUAAGGAACACAUACUUCAGCUGCGCGUGAAAUCUUUAAGAGAUACUGAAGAUCUACUGGCCCACGUGGGAAUAUCGGAGGCCAAGCAGUUUAUCGAAGACAACACUCAUCCACGGCUGUGGCGAUUGUUGGCUGAAGCUUCUCUGAAGAAACUGGAUUUGGAAACAGCUGAAUCCGCUUUUGUUCGCUGCAGUAACUAUCCUGGUAUUCAGUUGAUCAAAAAGUUGAAAAACAUUCAAGUGGAAGCACUCCAGAAAGCGGAAAUAUGUGCCUUCUUCGGAGAGUUCGAUGAAGCUGAGAAACUUUACAUCGAUACGGACCGACGUGAUUUAGCCAUAACUUUGAGACAAACACUUUGUGACUGGUUCAGAACUGUGCAGCUAUACCGAAUGGGCCCAGGAAUUUCCGAUCAACAAAUGGAGCACGCUUGGAAAGAGAUUGGACAUCACUUCAUGAAUAUGAGAGCUUGGGAAAGUGCUAAGGAAUACUACGAGAAAGCCCACCACAUCGAAGGCCUCAUGGAUACCCUCUAUCAUCUGGAACAGUACGACGAAUUGGUGAGCUGUAUGCACAAACUACCGGAGAAGAGUCCACAAUUGGCAAAGCUGGGACAAAUGUUAGCCACGGUGGGAAUGUGUGAACAGUCGGUAGCCGCCUAUCUCAAGCUGGGAGAUGUGAAGUCCGCUGUCUCGACCUGUAUAGGUCUUCGUCAAUGGGGAUUGGCUGUCGAGCUUGCCCAGAAGUACAAAAUGCCGCAAAUCAGUACCCUGCUCAGCAAACAUGCUGCGCAUCUGCUGCAGGAAGGUAAACUUCCGGAGGCCAUUGAGCUGCAGAAAAAGGCUGGCCGUUUCUUGGAUGCAGCCCGAUUGCUAGUGAAAAUGGCCGAAAGUGAAGUGGAGAAGAAGUCAGAUUUCGUCAGAAUAAAACAGUUGUAUGUUUUGUCUGGAUUACUUGCUGAAGAACACAUAGAGAAGCAGAUUUCGUUAACCGGUGGAAAUAGGGCAUCAGUGCUAUCCCAGAUGAAUCCGGAAGACUCUGUUUUGAUUGAAAACAUUUGGCACCACGCCGAAGCUUAUCACUACAUGCUGUUGGCUCAACGGCAGCUGCGGUCAGGAUUGCUACACAGUUCUGUUAUUACGACGUUGCGUCUUCGGGAAUACGAAGAUGUUCUAGAUGUGGAAGCAUUGUAUUCGUUACUAGCAUUGGCCAGCUGCGCUGAUCGAUCAUUUGGUACCUGUUCGAAAGCAUUCAUCAAACUUGAGGGACUGGAAAACAUCCCGGAAGUACGGCGACAGCAAUUUGAAGAAUUGGCUAUCAAUAUCUUCUCUCGUUACGACCCCAAGGAUGGCAAAUCCAAAAAUGUGACCUGCUUCACAUGCGAAACUCCAGUGGCCGAUAGCAGUACGCUUUGUCCCAACUGUGGCAGUCAUUUCCCACCCUGUACGGCUUCGGGACAACCCUUGACAAAUCCUACCGGUGCCUGGCAAUGCUCAACGUGUUAUCAUGUGGCAAAUCCGCUUGAAAUUUCAAUCCGGAAAACUUGCCCGCUCUGCCAUGCGAUGGUUGUGACAAAAGGAAUUGUAGAAGUUUAGAGAGUACAAAAAUAUGAUAUGUUGGAGUGUGUAGGAGGAAAUUGAUGCAAAUCACAAAAUAAAAGCUCGAAAUUUGACACGCAAA
This is a messenger RNA of Armigeres subalbatus, 3794 nucleotides long. It is a transcript of the gene Oseg4, whose product is annotated as WD repeat-containing protein 35. Gene Ontology annotation, molecular function: protein binding. Gene Ontology annotation, biological process: intraciliary retrograde transport; protein localization to cilium; non-motile cilium assembly. Gene Ontology annotation, cellular component: intraciliary transport particle A; non-motile cilium. The transcript has 7 exons. NCBI's taxonomy places the organism in Eukaryota, Metazoa, Arthropoda, Insecta, Diptera, Culicidae. The coding region runs from base 152 to 3709 and encodes 1185 amino acids. The record is from RefSeq and is a predicted model, not a curated record.